CAGAGGGACGCAGUCCUCCUCCGGCGACACUGCUCCUGUGUUUGUGUGUACGAUUACACGGUGAACGGUUCUGGAUUUUCCGUUUAUCCCUCUUACUAUGCCUUUCAUCGCCGUACUGUGAGCCUGCAUCGACGGUUGGCUUUGUAGCUAGAUGGCCAGCUAGCACGGCCACGCUAACUGUUGUUAGCAGCUGGCUUCAUCUCUACACGGACCCGGCGAAGUGAAGAGCCGAGGAGCUGGAAUGGCCAGAGUUCCCUCGGAUACCUCUCUCAGAAGACACAGCGACUAAGCAGACGCAACAAAUCCACAUUUCUUUUGAGUUCCGAGUCACCGGGUGUUGGUGUCAAUCUAAUCCCCAUCAUGGUACAGAAGUACCAGUCCCCCGUGCGGGUGUACAAGCAACCCUUUGAGCUGGUGAUGGAGGCCUAUGAGCGCAGAUUCCCCACCUGUCACCUCAUCCCCAUGUUUGUGGCAAGUGACGUGUUGGUUAAAGAGACCAGCGAAGACGGUUCAACCAACAGAAUUGAGCGCCGCUGUGCCCUGGACGUGGACGCUCCACGCCUGCUCAAACGGAUCGCUGGUGUGGACUACGUCUAUUUCAGCCAGAAAAAUACUCUGAACAGAAAGGAGAGGACGCUGCACAUUGAGUCCCAUAAUGAGACCUUCUCCAACAGGGUCAUCAUUCAUGAGACCUGCUGUUAUUCGGUUCAUCCGGAGAAUGAGGAGUGGACGUGCUUCGAGCAGACCGCCAGUCUGGACAUCAAGUCAUUCUUUGGCUUUGAGAGCACAGUGGAAAAGAUUGCUAUGAAGCAGUAUGCCAGCAGUAUCAACAAGGGAAAAGAAAUAAUCGAGUACUACCUGAAGGAGCUAGAAGAUGAGGGGAUCACUAGCGUACCCCGCUGGAGUUCCUCCUCCCAUUCCCUGCCUCCCCCCAGGCCGACCAGCCUCAUUACCAGCCCGCCUGACCCCCCAAAGCUCGUGUUCACACCUGCUGUUUCUAUUCCACUGCCUGCUAAUGCCAAAGACAGCUCCUCCCUGGACACCAAGCAGGACUGCACCACUCUUCAGGCAGACAGCCUAACUGAGAUUCUUGCCAGUACACCUGAAGACAAGCUGGAUGCAGACUAUAUCAAACGUUACCUAGGCGACCUGACCCCCCUGCAGGAGAGCUGUCUGAUCAGACUUCGUAAAUGGCUUCAGGAGUCACACAAGGGAAAGAUCCCUAAGGACGAGCACAUCCUGCGUUUCUUGCGGGCGAGGGACUUCAACAUAGACAAGGCCCGUGAGAUCCUGUGCCAGUCCCUGACCUGGAGGAAGCAACACCAGGUGGACUACCUGCUGGAGACCUGGAGUUCACCACAGGUCCUGCAGGACUACUACACUGGGGACUGGCACCACCAUGACAAAGAUGGUCGUCCAUUGUACAUCCUAAGGCUGGGCCAGAUGGACACUAAAGGACUGGUCCGGGCUCUGGGAGAGGAGUCUCUACUCAGACAUGUGCUGUCUAUCAAUGAGGAGGGUCUGAGACGCUGUGAGGAGAACACCAAAGUGUUUGGUCGACCAAUCAGCUGUUGGACUUGUCUGGUAGAUCUGGAGGGGCUGAACAUGCGUCACCUGUGGCGUCCGGGAGUCAAGGCGUUGCUUAGGAUCAUUGAGGUUGUGGAAGCCAACUACCCAGAGACUCUGGGACGGCUGCUUAUACUAAGAGCUCCCAGAGUCUUCCCUGUCUUAUGGACACUGGUGAGUCCAUUCAUUGAUGAGAACACCCGCAAGAAGUUCCUCAUCUAUGCAGGCAAUGACUACCAGGGUCCUGGAGGUCUGAUCGACUACAUCGACAAAGAGAUCAUCCCCGACUUCCUGGGAGGAGAGUGUAUGUGCGAGGUACCAGAAGGCGGCCUGGUUCCCAAAUCCAUGUACCGCACAGCCGAGGAGGUGGAGAAUGAGGAGAUCCGCCUGUGGACAGAGACAAUCUACCAAAGCGCCAGCAUCUUCAAGGGAGCACCGCACGAGCUGCUAAUAGAAAUCAUAGACGCCUCCUCGGUCAUUACCUGGGACUUUGACGUGUGCAAGGGCGACGUCGUUUUUAACAUCUUCCACUCCAAGCGGGCCCCCCAGGCACCACGCAAAGACGCCUUGGUGGCCCACGGCAUCACUUCUCCAGUCGUCAACAACGUUCAGCUUAUCGACAAGUCGUGGACGCUGGGGCAAGAUUACAGCAUGGUGGAGUCCCCACUUACCUGUAAAGAGGGAGAGAGCGUACAGGGCUCCCAUAUAACGCGAUGGCCAGGCUUCUAUAUCCUCCAAUGGAAGUUCCACAACAUGCCGGCCUGCUCGGCCACUAACCUGCCCCGAGUGGAUGAUGUGCUGGCCACCUUGCAGGUCUCCUCGCACAAGUGUAAAGUCAUGUACUACACCGAAGUGUUGGGCUCCGAGGACUUCAGAACCGCUUGCUGUGAUGUGGAGAGUUUGGGUUCGAUGACCAGCCUGGAGUCGAGCCACAGCGGCUUCUCUCAGCUCAGCGCCGCGACCACCUCCUCCAUCCAAUCACAAUCCAGCUCGAUGAUCUCCAGGUAGAAAAUGGAAGAAGAGGACUUAAUUUCCGAUAAUCACUCCCACAGACUGACCUUACCAUCAACAUCGAAGCCCCCCCCCCCCCCCCACACCUUCUUGUUUUGGACUCUGUUCCUAUUGCACAGCCAGUCUCUAUAGAACUGAAGCAUGCAAGCUUGCACAGACAGAAGACAAAGAAUACAAAUAAAUCUGAAGCAAAAAGGAGACUGUGCAAAUUAAAGGGCUGAUUUUUGCACAAAGGUCAAAUAUUUAUUGUGCCUGGCAUCUCUGCUAGGCAGCAGUUAGAAUCAGAAUAUUAGCGGUAUGUUUGUUUGCAUCACGUGCAGAGUGGGAAGGCUAAAAGUCAAGAAUUGGGUUGAGGGGCCGUUGUGGCACUGGAAGCGGGAAGAAGCAAUAUUCUCACUCUGGGAGCAAUGAGCAAAGACACUGGAGGCGCUGUUACAUAUAUGCACUUACUUAUGUGUACAUUCACAUACACAGCACUGAGAUGAGGAAGAGCUCAUUCCUGUGCGAUGGCUGAAAGGCCGGGAUGUGCUGUUACAUACAUUAAACAACACCAACAUGUUAACAUACAAAUGGGACGUUUGAUGCAAAAAAAGGGUGUUUGCCAUAUUACCAGAGAGGUUUGUUUAUAUCUGGUGAACUGUUUAUAGGUCAAGUGUGGGUGCGGUAAACUCUUAACUAGACCUGGGUCGAAUGUCAGCUGCAUAUAAUGUUGUUUCAUUUUAAACAGUGUGAAGUUAACAGAGUGGAUGGAGCUCAGUGAAUCAUGACAAUUCAGAUGGAGUAAGCACAGUUUCCACUUGACAGGAUAGUGUGAAAAUGUUUUCAUGCAUCUUUUUGGCGUCCAUUGUAUUGUCACAUGACGCAAAGCUCACGCAUCUGUCUCACGAGGGCUUUAUCACACCUUGGAAAGCAGUUGACUUUUUGACCCGGGUCUGACUCUCAGCGAAGAAAUCCACUAGAAGCAAUAACAGGACUUUGACUUUCUACUGUGUGAAAAGUUUCUAUUUAUCAUUUUGAGGUUUGUGGAGGGUCAUGGGUGCCGAUUGCAGAUAUUGCUGUGGACAGGCAGACAGACAGGCAAACUGAGCCAUUGAACGGCUAAACUCUGUGGCAUCAGCAUUAUCACUUGCUGUCUCUUCCCAGAUUUUCUCCUGGGCACCUCUUUUAUUAUCCUUUUUAUUUCAGUAAAUGUUACCUGGAAAUGUCCAUUGUUAGUUUGAUUUAUGUUCGUUCUGUGCACAGUUGAGGAAUUGAGUCAGAAUCCGGUCGUCAAGGUGACGCCUUCUCACUGAUUUGUGAAUGUGCUACUGAUUGCUCAGCACUUGCUAACCAAUGAAAUGUCUGAAUUUGGAAGGUUCUUGUGUCAUUGGGCAGCACGGCCGUCAUUCGAUAUUUGUUUUUCCAGAGUGGUGUAGAUUUCAGUGUGCAUUAGGGAUGAAUGUUACUUUGUGAUUAUCAUUUGGAGGCAUGUUGAAACUGUACAUGUGCUAGUGUUGGUUGGAGCUGAAAUGUUACUGAUAUUUUGGGGUGAGUUUUUGAUGAGGGGAAGCAGUGUGGUGUUUUUGCUGCAUGGUCAUGUGGUGAUUGGGUUUACAGAUGCAUUAUAUAAAAGUUAAGAAACAGGCAUUUUAUGAGCCAUGUGUCAAUAAAUACCAUUUUAGCCUUUGUAAGCAUCCCUUAGAAACGUACCUGUUUUGUUUUUUCAAGGUCAUCACUGUAAUAGAUAAGCAAUUGUGAAUUAAGAGACAUUUCUAAAUGCAACACAUCCAUGCAACAGUUUUUUAAAUACACUAUUUGGUUAAUGAGCACUGAUGACUUCACAUUGAUCCCACUGCCCGCGGAGGGCAGACACGAUCUCCAUUGCCAGGAGUCAUCAGGUGCUGUCGCCAUGGUUACUGAGUGCAGCUCACAGCAAAAAUAAUCAAACUAAAAGACACUAAAAACAUGAGAUGGAGGCUUCCUCCUGAAACUCCUGGCUCUGCCUGUUGUCGUUUUUGAUACAUGCUUGUUUGAAACUGUAAAUUAAAGGUCAAGGGUUAAUGUGUGAUAACUAUGUCAUAACUGCAAUAACAUGAAAUGCUUUAGUGAGAAAAAGGACCUUCUCAGGCUGAGGGAUAUUAGCUGUGAAUAGUUGUGUAAAGGAGUAAAGGUUACGAAUGGUGGCUUUUGAGAGAAGACUGUAAAAUUUGUGUAAACUCUGACUCGGCCGCACAAAGCAAGUGUGUUUCCACUCACGAGUCUGGAGGAGCAUGUCUCCACUCACACAACUAACCUUUCUUUACCUGAUAUUUCUUCAGGAGACUAGAUUUCCAUUCCUUCAACGGUUCAACUGAUGAAACGAGUAGCAUCAGCUCAUUUUUCCCUUUCUCCCUCUUUGUCUCUUGUACACUCCAGUUUUACAGUUUUGCUUUCCAACACUCCAUGGUGUGUAUCUAUUGAAAUCAGAGUGGACCUUUUGAUUGAAGCCAUAGGCAUAAACACUGAACCUGUUCAUCAAGAUCUCAAUGACAAGUGAGGGCUAUAACUGUUUGUCUUGACUGUUCAACACAUCUGUCUGUCUCUGCUUCUUUUUCUGACAUCGUUGCAUAUCUUCUCUUUAUCUUCAUGUGAGAAAUAAUGUAAAAAGUACAUGUUUGGAUUAAUGAGAAUAUGGCGCCUUUACAUGUUUUGAAAACAUUAAACUUGAAAUAUGUGCAAAUAAAAGUGUCAAAUUCAUUUGUUUGUCCUGUGGCUGUGCUAGUUUUCAUUUUGAUCACACAGUUGUUUACAUUGUAAUGAAUUGUGAAUGAGCAUGAGCAUCUUUAAUUAUUUGCAGUGUCUAUUGCAGCAAACUUGGUCAGUGGGUCUCCUGACCCCUUGUAUUCACUGUGCCACUGACUGCAUUCUUUUUUUUAAUAACUUU
Messenger RNA from Platichthys flesus (European flounder), 5479 nucleotides. Its product is annotated as SEC14-like protein 1. Lineage: Eukaryota; Metazoa; Chordata; Actinopteri; Pleuronectiformes; Pleuronectidae. Bases 361 to 2574 code for a protein of 737 amino acids. Gene Ontology annotation, cellular component: cytosol; cytoplasm. Gene Ontology annotation, biological process: negative regulation of RIG-I signaling pathway. The record is from RefSeq and is a predicted model, not a curated record. The transcript is spliced from 17 exons. Gene Ontology annotation, molecular function: RIG-I binding.